Molecule: messenger RNA, 841 nt
Organism: Lemur catta (Ring-tailed lemur)
Lineage: Eukaryota; Metazoa; Chordata; Mammalia; Primates; Lemuridae
Product: anaphase-promoting complex subunit 13-like
Exons: 1
Coding region: 60-284 (74 amino acids)
Biological process (GO): protein K11-linked ubiquitination
Cellular component (GO): anaphase-promoting complex
Source: RefSeq, a predicted model, not a curated record
GAGGAGGUGGGUGCUGUGGUGGGCCAGGCACGAUCUGACAAAAUCAAAGCUGCAGGAAAAUGAUCAGUGAGGUACAGAGAGAUGGAAGGAUCUUGGAUUUGAUUGACAAUGCUUGGCAAGAAGACAAGCUACCUUAUGAAGAUGUUGUGAUGCCACUGAAUGAGCUUCCCGAACCUGAACAAGCCAACGGUGGCACUACAGAAUCUGUCAAAGAGCAAGAAAUGAAGUGGACAGACUUAGCCUUGCAGUACCUCCAUGAGAAUGCUCCCCCAGUUGGAAACUGACACGUGGCUCCUUUCUUAUGGAUGCAUUUUUAUAAAAUACAUAGAUACAAAAUGUUUUCUUUUAGUCCUCUAAUUCAAAUCUUUGAGUAGUAAAUCAACACUCAAAAAUGUAUAACCAGUUAGUUUACAGUAGCAAAGUGUGAUCUGAAAAUAUUCACCAGAAUGAGAAACUAAGAUUUCUCAGUAAUGUACAAUAUUUGACUCUUUAAACCUAAAACUCUUCAUUCAGUAGCUUGUUUAAACGUGAUUGGUUAAACAUUUGCCUUUAACUCUGAUUUCGCUUUACUGUCAAAGUUUAACACCUCCCACCUACUUAUAUGUGUCCUGUGACACAGGUGAUUGAAGAUAGGAGAAGAAAAGGCAAAGAGGAAGCCAGACAGAAGGAGAAUUAUUAACUUCUCAUACCCCCACUUUGAGAAGCAUUCUGAGUGGAUUUAGCCUGUAGAUGUUAUGGAUCUAUAGAUAUCCCAUUCACUGAUUACUGGGAUUCCUAAGAUUCUCCAUGGUAUUUUCAAACUUUUGUAAAUUUACAGAUUAAAAAGUUAUCUGACAGUUAA